AUGGAGGUAACAAAAGAGAAAAUUCGAUACAUUCUUCAGUACCACUACGACCAAGGUGAAAAGGCAGAGCAGGCGGCCAAAAAAAUUUGUGCUGUUUAUGGACCCAAUACAGUAUUGAAUGCAAAGCGGUGGUUCCAACGAUUCCGUUCUGGUAAUAUGGACGUCGAUGAGGCACGCUCUGGUAGGCCAAUCGUCGAAAAUGUCGAUAAAAUCGGGCUAUCACCCAAUAAAAUCAUGGAAAUCGUCGAGACGGACCGGCAUGUGAGCACUUAUUCCAUUGCCCAGAAACUGAAAAUUAGCCAGAAAACCGUUUGGAACUAUUUGCAUAAGGCUGGUCUCAAGAAGAAGCUCGAUGUAUGAGUGCCACACGAAUUGACGCAAAAGAACCCUUUGGGCCAAAUUGAUGCCUGCGAUUCUUUGCUAAAACGUAACAAAACCGACCCAUUUUUGAAACGGAUGGUAACUGGUGAUGAAAAAUGGGUCACAUACGAGAACAACAGCCAAAAAAGAUUGUGGUCUAAUUGCGGUGAGCCGGCCCAAACGAUCGCCAAGCCCGGAUUAACGGCCAAGAAGGCAAUCGACCAGAAGCGGCCGGAAUUGGCCAAUAGGAAGAGUGUUGUGUUUCAUCAAGACAACGCUAGGCCACACACAUCAUUAACGACGCGCCAGAAGCUCCAAGAGCUUGGAUGGGAGAUUCUAUUGCACCCGCCGUAUAGUCCAGACUUGGCACCAAGCAAUUAUCACUUUUUCAAGCAUUUGCAAAAUUUUCUUGAUGGUACAAAACUGGUCUCAAGAGAGGCUUGUGAAAAUGAGCUGGUCAAGUUUUUAACCAAUAGGGACGAGGACUUCUUCAAUCGCGGAACUAUGAAAUUGCCUUCAAAAUGGACAAAAGUUAUCAAACAAAACGGCGCAUAUUUGAUCUAA
Pseudomyrmex gracilis is the source of this 924-nucleotide messenger RNA. Its product is annotated as histone-lysine N-methyltransferase SETMAR-like. Lineage: Eukaryota; Metazoa; Arthropoda; Insecta; Hymenoptera; Formicidae. Gene Ontology annotation, molecular function: nucleic acid binding. The transcript is spliced from 3 exons. The record is from RefSeq and is a predicted model, not a curated record.